Tigriopus californicus is the source of this 747-nucleotide messenger RNA. RefSeq names its product leucine-rich melanocyte differentiation-associated protein-like. The transcript has 3 exons. Bases 304 to 747 code for a protein of 147 amino acids. Lineage: Eukaryota; Metazoa; Arthropoda; Copepoda; Harpacticoida; Harpacticidae. Gene Ontology annotation, biological process: melanocyte differentiation. The record is from RefSeq and is a predicted model, not a curated record.
CCAAGAACAUGAUCAGUGAAAUUUUUGGGAGGGCAACCGUGGAAAACGAUCCAGCGAAAACAAACGCCAACCCCGUUUCCUUCGGACAUUUCGUCUCUCGAAACCCUAGAUGAUUCCAUCAACGAACACUCGAGCCAGGUUUCGCACCACUUUCUUAUCUCUCGGUUAAAAAGACAAUGAAAGCCCCAAAUCACCAGAAGCGCAAGUUUAAACUUAAGCUCCGUCAACCUAGGAUUUGGUCACGUGCGGCUUAUCUCUCAGCCUGAUCCCGGAUCACCAACUUGCCUAGUUUGGAUUCAAAUCAUGGUGAUGAACGAGGACAGCCAAGUCCUGGAGGACAAUGUCAAGCGUUGGUUCUUCGAGCGAUUCCACCUCUUCAAUCACAGCAUCAAAUACACAGGUUUGAAUGGAGCCGUCAGUCCAUCCACGUUGACUUUGGUGAGCACCUUUUCGAAUCUGCAUUCGGUGACGGAAAUUGAUCUCACCGGUUCGUUACCCGGCAAUGACCUGAGAUACUUGGAGAAUGUCCAGAGCCUCCAAUCCCUCAUCCUGGAUUCAUGUUGCCUCAAUGACCACUUCAUCUGCCCUAGUAUACACUCCCUUGGGAUUUUGAGUUUAAACAAAAACAAUCUCGCCAACUUGGACCAGCUUCUCCUUGGCCUUGGACAACGUGCCCCAGGGAUCCAGCACCUUAGCCUUUUGGGAAAUCCUCUUUGCCCUCAUCCAUGUUUUCCUGCCCACAGGUGA